This is a messenger RNA of Hibiscus syriacus, 3301 nucleotides long. RefSeq names its product la-related protein 1A-like. Gene Ontology annotation, molecular function: RNA cap binding. The record is from RefSeq and is a predicted model, not a curated record. The transcript is spliced from 15 exons. Bases 343 to 2904 code for a protein of 853 amino acids. Gene Ontology annotation, biological process: mRNA stabilization. NCBI's taxonomy places the organism in Eukaryota, Viridiplantae, Streptophyta, Magnoliopsida, Malvales, Malvaceae.
CAAACUUCCUUGGUCUCUAUCUGCAACUGUCAAUCUUUCUCAAUCUUCCCAAAAAAACCUUCACUGUUGAAAGCCCACCCAAAGCCUUGAUCUUAAAUAAAACACUUCCCUUUAGUGACUAAAAGAUUACUCUUUUUGUUAUUACGAAUUGGAUUGAUUAUACUGACUGGGUUUUUUCUUCUUCUUGUGGUUGUUUUGAUUUGUUGGAGGUUUUGGUGUCUGGUUGCUGAUAGAGAUUAUUAUGGUAAUGGCUGAUAAUGAGGCAGGGGAUGAUCAUAACGAGGUCAAGUCACCGUGGAAGACUCCCGUAACUGAUGGGAGAAAGUGGCUGAUGCUCCUGUUAUGGGUACCCAAUCUUGGCCUGACCUUAGUGGGACACACCAAACACCUGAAAAUCCUCAGGCUGCUGCUGAUGAGUGUGCUCCAGCAGCUCCACACCCAUCAGUAGAGCAGAAAGAAGCUGGGCAGCCGAAAUCAAAUGGAUCUGGACACACCAAUUCUUCGUAUAAACAUUCAUCAGCACAUCAUCAGAAGUCAGACUCUAAACGCAACCCUAAUGCUGGACCUCGUUUUCCCGUACCUUUACCCUAUUAUCAACAACCGGUGCCAGCUGUUUUCCAUCCUAUGGUACCUACACCACACAUUGCAGUUCCUGGACCUGGGUAUGCUUACCACCCUGUCCCUGGUCCUUUCCCUGGUAUUGAGCCUCAGUUGGUAAAAUCCGGAUCUGAGACAACAAUGCAAGCCUUUGGUCCCCCGGUUCAAGGUCUUGAUCCCAGCAGAAACAUGCAGCUUCCUCCCCGAGGUGAUCCCAAUGCUCAUCCUGCCAACAUCUCUAAUAGAAGACCCAACAUGCAAGAACCUGGUGGCCAUUUUAAUCCUGGCUGGAAUCAUCAGCGAGCGUUUAAUCCUAGAGAACCCUUUCCUAUGCAGCCGGGUGUUGGACCAAGAUCUUUUGCUAGACCUCCAUUCUUCGGUCCAGCUCCAGGGUUCAUGAUUGGUCCAAGUUACCCAGGAGCUGUAUGCUAUGUGCCUAUUGCUCCUCCAGGCUCUAUAAUGGGACCCCAUCCUCCACGCUUUGUUCCAUACCCUAUAAAUCCAGAGACUAAUGUGCUCCCUCCAGAGAUGGUAACUUUGAGAGCUAAUAUAGUGAAACAAAUUGAGUAUUAUUUCAGUGAUGAAAAUCUACAACAUGACCAUUACCUAAUUUCCUUGAUGGAUGAUGAAGGUUGGGUUCCAAUCUCCACUAUUGCAAACUUCAAAAGGGUUAAGAGAAUGAGUACCGACAUACAAUUUAUCAUUGAUGCGCUUCAGAGUUCUAGUGCCAUAGAAGUGCAGGGCAACAAGAUACGAAGACGCGAUGAGUGGUCCAAGUGGAUCGGGGCUAGUUCAGCAACAACAGUGUCAUCAGAAGCUCAGUUCACUCGGUACCAACCAAAAGAGAAUACCGAUUCCUGUGGAAAUGUGAAUGAAGAUAAUUCAAUGGACACCUGCAAAGAAAACGAUAAAUAUCCUUUGGAUUGUGAGAGUUUCGAUCAUGCACCACUUGAGAGAAAUCCUACGGCAGUAAUGUAUAAAAGUAACAGAAAACAUGCAGCUGUGCAAGUGCAAUUAGACGAUAAUGAUCAGUCACAAGGAAUUUAUUCCACAAGGUUCAAUGACCACAAAAGUGAGAGUGUGGAAUUAUCAUCAGAUGUAACAACACAGAAUGUUUCUGUCCUGUCAAAUGAUUUUGCGCAUACAUUUAUGCUGGAUGAAGAACUAGAGCUUGAGCAAAAAGCAACAAAGACUCUUUCAGCAUUUAACAGAAUGGAUGAUGAAGAGGAUGAGAUGGUCAACGAUCAGGAUGUUCAGAGACUAGUGAUUGUUACCCAGAAUACUGGGGCAGCUGAAGGAUCAAAAGCUGGUGCAAAGGAUUCAAACUCCAUAUCCAGUGAGCUGGCUGAUGUGAUAAAUGAUGGUCUUUACUUCUAUGAACAGGAGCUGAAAACUAAACGAUCUAGUCGUAGAAGGAAUAAUUCUACUUAUGAUCCAAAGUCUCCAAGGGGUGCGUUGGGAGUAUCAAAUCUGAAGAAGGGUGAAAAUGCUGCUGGGAGCAGUACUUUUGAAGCAUCUGGAGGAUCAAGUUCACAAAGGAAGCAAAAUAAAGGCUUCUCCAAGCAACAAUCAUUCCAUAAGCAGAGAUUUUUCUCCAGCAAUAUAAAGAAUCAUGGAACUAGCCGUAGUUCUAUCGCAAUAAUAUCAGAAAGUCCACCAAGUAAUUCAGUUGGAUAUUUCUUUGGUUCUACUCCAGAUACGAAUGGCCCUAGACAGCCUUCGAAGUUGAGCUGUUCACCACAUGGGACUCUUUCAGGCAGUCCACCAGUUGGUUCCUUGCCUAAGUCAUUCCCACCUUUUCAGCAUCCAAGUCAUCAGCUAUUGGAAGAAAAUGGUUUUAAACAACAGAAGUACCUAAAGUUUCACAAGCGCUGCCUGAGUGACAGGAAGAAGUUAGGAAUUGGCUGCAGUGAGGAAAUGAAUUCACUAUACAGGUUUUGGUCAUAUUUCCUUAGGGACAUGUUUGUCCCUUCUAUGUAUUACGAGUUCCGGAAACUCGCUCUCGAAGAUGCGGCUGCUAAUUACAAUUACGGGAUAGAGUGUCUUUUCAGAUUUUAUAGUUAUGGUUUGGAGAAGCAAUAUCGAGACGAUCUUUAUAAGGAUUUUGAGCAACUUACCCUUGAUUUCUAUCGUAAGGACAAUCUGUAUGGCCUCGAAAAAUAUUGGGCAUUCCAUCACUUCAGAGACCAGAAAGAACCUAUAAAGAAACAUCCUGAACUGGAUAGGUUGCUGAGGGAAGAAUACCGACGGCUGGAGGAUUUCCGUGCCAAAGAGAAGCAUACCAGCACGAGAGAGGAUCCCCAUUAAUUAUGAGUGAUGCCCUUGCUCCCUAGUGUCAUCGAACCCCAAUUUUGACGAUCGACCCCGACGACCGGAUCAAGAGUGUAGGAAGCAUUCAUGUUCUAUAAAAUAUCAUUUGGUUUUUGAAUGCCGUGGAAAGAUGGAUUUUGUCUAUUGUACAUUGGAGGGGGUUGUACACGCGUUGCCGUUCGCGGCAGGCGAUUCCCAAGGCUAUCGAUUUUUGUUUUCUUUGUGAUAUUCGUGUAGGCUUUGUGGCUUGGAUGGUAUAUCAUUUUUUUUUUCUCUCGAGUGAUCUGCAAGCUUGCAGAGAUGCCAUGGCAUGCCUGUGUUUUUCUUAGAUCAUCAACUUCUCCCUUGACACUGUUGUACAUAAGGGAAACCGGACAACUUUCAAGUUUUAAGC